AUGCAGCAGCCGCCGAGGAGCCCUGCAGCUUCUGCUGUCCCUGCCGCCGCCGCCGAGCCUGCCUCCGCCGGUGUGACGAGCCGCCGCCGCCGCUGCCGUCGCUUCUGCCCCGGCCCUGCCCUGCUGCCGAGCCGCGGCCCUGACCUGCCGCCCAGUUGCGGCCCCGACCCUGCCGGUGCACCACGGCCCUGCCCCACCAGUAGCGGCCUCCCUACCCACCCGCCCCUGGUCUCGCUUUUUGAUCUCACGUUUGGCGCCUCUGCUGCACCUGCUGCAACUGCUGAUAGUGUUGUUCGCUCACAGUGGACCACUCGCGAUGCUGCUGCCCGCCUUGCUAUUCGUAGUCACCUGCCGUCUGCUGAGCGCGCGCACUUUAGUCAGUACAAGACCACUAGGACUCUGUACAACGCUGUUGUUGCGCGCUACUCCUCCCCUGCCACUGCUGCCCUUAGUCGCCUCAUGCUGCCGUACCUGUUUCCUGACCUAGCCGCUUUUGCCACAGUCACUGACCUCAUCACGCACCUUCGCACUAGUGACACCCGCUACCGCGCUGCGCUACCUGCAGAGUUCUGCACCAAGAACCCCCCCCCUAUGUACAUCACUCUCUACUACCUCGUCACCCGGCUCCCUGACUCCCUUUGCUCGGUCAGGGACCACUUCCUCUCCCUCUGCCCCACCACGCUCACCGUUGACCUCCUCGAAGAGCGCCUCUUUGCAGCUGAGAAGAGUAUAGUCGCUGUAGGGGCCUCUCGUGGUGACCCUCGCGCCCCUUUCUUUGAGGGGUGCUCCCCCUCUCCCCUCUUGCCCUCAGUUGCCUCUACUGCUGCUGUCGACCUCGUUGGCGACCGCAGUGGAGAGACGUGCGGCGGCCCGCACACCACACCUCGCUGCUUCGGCCGCCUAACUGACACCUGGAGUACUCAGUUCCCUGGCUCUGCUGAGAUCCCUCGCUGGGAUAUUCUGCUUAAGUCGGGGGUUGCUAUCUUUGAUCUUGACUUUGAUGUUAUCCUUGCUGCUAUGUAUGCUGUGUCUAUUAGUGCUGAGGGUGAUUGUUACCUGUGUGUUCCGCCCGACCUGGGAAUUGAGGCUGCUGCACUAGGUGCUAGUGAGUCUACUGCUCCAUGUGCUGCAUGUGGCAGUCUCUCUGGCUGA
Molecule: messenger RNA, 1152 nt
Organism: Closterium sp. NIES-65
Lineage: Eukaryota; Viridiplantae; Streptophyta; Zygnematophyceae; Desmidiales; Closteriaceae
Source: the annotation of a GenBank genome assembly